AUUGUUGAUUAGAUUCCCGCGAGAGGAGAAAAGUCGGAUGGCGUGAUAAACGGAAUAAAUGUAAACACAUCGAAAGGGCAUGUUCCCCGAAGGACGGACGACCAUACGGACGUUGCAGAGGAUAACCAGAGACGUUUCCUUGGCAUGUCGAUAGAUCACCGGAUGGAUAUCGCGCGACGGAAUCGCACUACCCGCACUACCUGCCGUGCACGUUGAACCUGCGUGUUUCAACAUUGUGGGGUGCAAAGUAACGCGAUGUUCCACGGCUUUUUGACAGUAGCGUGAUCGACGAGGCAGUGGGAAAGAUGAGCCGCCCUAAAUGGGACGUGCUGUGGUCCCCCUUUCACUCGGACCGAUUUAUCACGUGGGACAGCGACGCGCUGUUGAAUCUCUACGAAAUCGGACCGCGCGAUAACAGCGUACGGGAGAACGAUCAAACUUAUCUUCAAAUCUCGGAGCACUCCGUCGCCGAGCUGGUCUGCUCCGUUACCAUCAACAGCUACGCGAGAUGCGUCGACGUGUAUCCGCAACCGGAGCCAGACAUUGUUGCCAGUGGCCACGCAAAUGGAAAGAUAGUUCUGAGCACUCUCAGCCCCCCGGAGUUCGAUUAUCAGGGCCUGAUUGGCAGAGAAUUUUUUCCUAAGUACAUGCGAUCGUGCAAUGUCGUUGCCUGGAAUCCAGUGGACACUCACCUGAUCAUGUCCGGUCUGGACAAACAUAGCAAAGAACAUUCUGUGUUGCUCUGGGACGUGCUGCAUUGUGCAAAAGGCUCGGAGAGACCGGUGAUAGAAGCCGGCAUAUCAGAAACUGUACAUUCCGCCGCUUGGUUUAAACACGAACCGAGAUGUCUGGCUCUCGGUGUCAAUAACAAACAGUUGAAAGUUAUUGAUUUUAGAGAUUCUGCAAAGGUGGUGAAUGUCACUCCGACGAAAGCGAUAUAUAAUUUGUCGGUAAAUCCUCACAAUAAUUAUCAACUACUUUCACAUGUUGACAAUCUAAUAACAAUUUGGGAUACUCGAUGUUUUGAGAAACCAAUUGUUACUAUAAUGCCGCAACGGCAAGUAACAAAGGUGCUAUGGUGUCCUACUAGACGAAAUCUAAUUGGCACAUUACAAAAAGACUCAGUUGGCUUGCAUCUAUUUGACAUUCAGUACUGUGGAGCAGAGGAUACCGAACCAGGUGUUUUGGAAAGAGUGGUUUUACCACCGUGGCAUAAUCCCAUAAGUUUUUCAUGGCAUCCAACCGAUGAGAACCGAUUGUUGGCAAUAUCGCUACAAGGCAUAACAGAUUACACUGUAUCUGAGAGAAUAACAUUAAAUUGGUCCGCGCGAUCAUGUCUCAUGUGGAAUUGUGCUUUUAAAUCAUUUAAAUACAUACACAGUGAGGAUAGCGUUUACAAGGAACUGGAUGAUAUUUCAGUUUUAACUAAAAGGCGUGCUAUGUUCGAAUAUGGCUUGCUUCCAGAAUUGACUCAUAAUGGCGAUAUAGCUGAGAACGAAACUUUAAAAAAUUUAUGGCAAUGGUUAUACCUAAGUCGCUCUUUAGUAGAAGACGGCACCAUACAGAGCCCCGAUAAUAAGCAUCCCGGUGUGAGGACAGUUAUGAAAUUAGAUCAGCAAAAUCCAGUCAAUGGUUUGAAAACGGAAGUGAUCCAUCGCCCAUGGACGGAUAUAGGUUCUGGUUACAUGACAAAAGUCUACAGAUCGCCGGACAGAGAAAGAAGUCUUUUUCUCUGUGGUUUGCGAUUUGACAGAGAGACCAAUACGGCAUAUGAUAAUGCAUACCUGGAAAAACUGGAGAAAGAAGGCGCGUAUGCGAAAGCAGCAGCAUUCGCGGUAUUUAAUCUCUGCCUGAGACAGGCUAUAGAUAUUUUAAACCGAGGUGCCAGCAAGAAACAAACGACUAUUCUGAAUAUGGUAGCUAUGGCACUAUCAGGUUUUUCUGAAGAGCGUACCACAUUAUGGAGAGAGUCAUGUCAGAAAUCUAAAUCCCAGUUGUCAGAUCCUUAUUUAAGAGCAACAUUUAGCUUCUUGACUGCAGAUAACGACUCCUAUGAAAGCGUGCUUAACGAAAAUGGUAUGGCUGUCGAAGAUCGAGUAGCAUUCGCUCUCAUGUUCUUAUCAGAUAAUAAGCUGCACGAAUAUUUAAAAAAACUAACCCAGAAGGUAAUUGAAGAUGGAGAUCUAGCGGGCUUCUUGGUUACAGGCGCAAGUAUGGAUGGUAUACAGUUAUUGAGUAAAUACUUGGAAAUUACCUCAGAUGUUCAGAGUUGUACUCUUAUCGCUAUCAGAACUUUUCCGCCUAAGCUACUUCAAGAGAAUCAAGUUCAAGUAUGGAUUACAAAUUACAGACAUCUCUUGAAUUCAUGGAAAUUGUGGUUUCAAAGAGCCAAAUUUGACAUUGCUAUGAGGUCCUCAACGCCACAGGAGAAACCGCCGCAACAGAUACAUGUAUCUUGUCAUUUCUGUGGCAAAAGCAUAUCGGCUUCCAUGCAAGGAUUGAGCAGAUCAAGGGUCCCAUUCGGCAGAUUAGGCAGUACUCCUAACAAAUUAAAGAUGACGGCGUGUCCGAAUUGCCGCAAACCUUUGCCGCGUUGCGCAAUAUGCUUAAUGCAUAUAGGCACCGUUAGCGGAUUGCAAACAGCUCCCAGUCCCGGUGGCACCAGGAACGAAGAAUGCAACGCGAAGCUUACGGAAUUCAAUAGUUGGUUUUCAUGGUGUCUAACAUGUAAACACGGUGGACACAGUGAACAUAUAGCUCAGUGGUUUCGACAACAUACUGAAUGCCCUGUAACAUCUUGCAAUUGUCGUUGCUCGUCUUUGGAUUACACACGAAACGCAACUGUGACAUAGUUUCGCAUGUUUGUAUACUUGUACUUAUCAGAUUUUAUGGAUCAAUUUUAUGUACAAACGAGAGGAAUGCAGGAGUUUGAAUGCUUUUAUUUUAUAUUACAGCAUUCCUUGUUAUUUUUAUGGUAAGGAUAUAUAUGCUAAACCAGUUAAUAGAAUGUAAAAAGAGGAGAAUGUAAGAAAAGAAACAGUAAACAAUUUGUACACUUAAA
This is a messenger RNA of Solenopsis invicta (red fire ant), 3061 nucleotides long. RefSeq names its product GATOR complex protein MIOS-B (gene mio). The record is from RefSeq and is a predicted model, not a curated record. Gene Ontology annotation, biological process: cellular response to amino acid starvation; positive regulation of TORC1 signaling. Bases 306 to 2852 code for a protein of 848 amino acids. NCBI's taxonomy places the organism in Eukaryota, Metazoa, Arthropoda, Insecta, Hymenoptera, Formicidae. The transcript has 15 exons. Gene Ontology annotation, molecular function: protein binding. Gene Ontology annotation, cellular component: cytoplasm.